AUGCCCCCUAAAAGAAGAGUUUCAAAAGAGAAAAAAGAUCCGAAGAAGCCAGAAAACUCAGCGGCUGCAGCAAGCAACAGCCAAGAAAGGGCUACCAAAUCACAGGAGAAGCCAGGCCGCGUUGUGCCAUCCAAAGCAAGACGUGUAAAAGAGGAAGCGAAAGAAUCUGUCUCCGUGGCACAGGCUAGUGCUGCAGAGCCAGUUCUGCCUGAGAAAAUUCAGGAGUACAUAAUGUCUGAUAAAAGUGACCUGAAAGCUGAACUGGAACGGAAGAAGCAGCGUUUAGCACAAAUACGGGAAGAGAAGAAACGUAAAGAGGAGGAGCGGAAAAAGAAGGAGGCAGAACAACAGCAAAAAACAGAGCCAAUCCAUGAAGAUUCUGAUCUAGACCGCAAGAGGCGUGAAACAGAAGCUCUACUGCAGAGUAUUGGGAUCUCCCCAGAGCCACCUCUAGUUCCAACCCCAAUAUCUCCUUCAUCCAAAUCAGUGAGCACGCCCAGCGAGGCCGGGAGCCAGGACUCUGUUGAUGGUGCAAUAAUGGGACGGAAUAUUCAAAGUGGCCUUAUGGGGACCUUGCAGUGGGAUACUGACCCGUCUGUACUGCAGCUGCAUUCAGACUCUGACCUUGGAAGAAGACUUAUUAAACUUGGAGUCUCCAAGGUCACCCAGGUGGAUUUCCUACCUCGAGAAGUAGUUUCUUACGCAAAGGAGACACAGACGCCGGUCACUACACAUCAGGCAGAAGGUGAAAAGAGGAAGAGGAGGAAUUUUCUUUGA
Staurois parvus is the source of this 777-nucleotide messenger RNA. NCBI's taxonomy places the organism in Eukaryota, Metazoa, Chordata, Amphibia, Anura, Ranidae. The record is from the annotation of a GenBank genome assembly.